Messenger RNA from Silurus meridionalis, 8098 nucleotides. Its product is annotated as receptor-type tyrosine-protein phosphatase S-like. The record is from RefSeq and is a predicted model, not a curated record. Gene Ontology annotation, molecular function: protein binding; protein tyrosine phosphatase activity. Gene Ontology annotation, biological process: protein dephosphorylation. The coding region runs from base 615 to 5129 and encodes 1504 amino acids. The transcript is spliced from 33 exons. NCBI's taxonomy places the organism in Eukaryota, Metazoa, Chordata, Actinopteri, Siluriformes, Siluridae.
GAGAGAGAGCAGGCUUUUUGUACCUCGGAGUAUCGAUGACAUCAACCAGCUCCUGUUCUGUUCUUGAGCGCGCCGCCGACCUAAGCUCGUGCAGGAAAAUGGGGGCGCGUAGAUAACGGUGUUGGAAAGAGGUUUAACCAGAAAGCUUUGAGUCACUGUCUCAGCCACAGUCUCAGUCUCUGUCGCUCUCUCUGUCUCGGUGUCCGGAUACGCGGAAUUUACCAUCCAGAGCCCAGAGGGGCAUGAAGCGCGUGCACACAUGAAUUGGUCGCAUCGCUGCAAACGGAGCGACAACAAAGAUUUGAGAGAGAAGAAGAGGGAUGUCUUAAAACAUACUAAAAUCAGUAUUUUUGCAUUCUUGGCGUCACAGAUUGCGAUCCGACUGACCGGGAUUUCUUAACACAUCUCCGGGUUCAAUAUAUAAGGGUCUACAAGGCAUUCACGUUCAAACUGCAGAGGAUUACCAAAACCUGGACAUGACACCAAAUCAAGUAUAAAAAGACAGUGUGGUUGUAAAAUUACAAAAACGUGGAAAAGUUCAAGGAGGGUGAAACGCUGUUCUGGACUCUGAUUGGCCAGAAGUGUGCCCGGACGAUCGUGUGUGCUUCCCCGUCAUGGCUCCUGGCUCUCUGGAGGUGUUUCCCUCUUCCUUCUUGCUCCUGCUGGCCCUCCUGCUCUCUUUGCUCUCCAGCACCUGCCAUGCCUUAUCUCCUCCUAAGUUCACAAAAAUCCCAACUGAUCAGAUAGGAGUGUCCGGUGGUGUAGUGUCCUUCGUGUGUCAAGCCACGGGCGACCCGAAGCCGCAGGUCAUCUGGAACAAAAAGGGCAAAAAGGUCAACUCUCAGAGGAUAGAGACCAUAGAGUUUGAUGAAGGAGCAGGGGCGGUGCUUCGUAUCCAACCGCUGCGAGCUCCGCGAGAUGAGAACGUUUACGAGUGCGUGGCCCGGAACAGUGAGGGCGAAAUCGCAGUCACCUCCAAGCUGUCUAUUAUCAGAGAGGACCUGCUGCCGUUCGGCUUCCCCAGUAUAGACAUGGGUCCCCAGUUGAAGGUUGUGGAAAGAACACGCACUGCCACCAUGCUCUGCGCUGCCAGUGGCGUCCCCGAUCCUGAGAUCUCCUGGUUCAAAGACUUCCUUCCUGUGGAGCCAGCACUCAGCCAGGGUCGUAUUAAACAACUACGAUCAGGUGCCUUGCAGAUCGAGCGGAGCGAGGAGACAGACCAGGGGAAAUAUGAGUGUGUAGCAUCGAACUCGCAAGGAGUGCGCUACUCCUCCCCAGCCAAUCUCUACGUGAGAGAGCUACGAGAAGUUCGCCGAGUGCCGCCCCGGUUCACCAUCCUGCCCUCGAGUCAUGAGAUCAUGCCAGGAGGAAGUGUAAAUAUCACAUGUGUAGCAGUGGGCUCCCCCAUGCCCUACGUGAAAUGGAUGCUGAACUCCGAAGACCUAACGCCCGAAGAUGAGAUGCCGGUCGGCCGGAACGUUCUGGAGCUGAACGGAGUGCGUGAGUCGGCCAACUACACCUGCGUGGCAAUGAGCAGCUUGGGGAUUAUAGAAGCUGUGGCUCAGGUCAUCGUUAAAUCGUUACCCAGAGCUCCCGGCACCCCCAUCGUGACGGAGACAACAGCCACAAGCAUCACCAUUACCUGGGACUCUGGCAACCCAGACCCUGUGUCCUAUUAUAUCAUCCAAUACAGAGCAAAAUCACCUGAUAGCAAGUUUGAGACGGUUGACAGCAUCACGACGACGCGCUACAGUAUCGGUGGCCUCUACCCCAACACUGAGUAUGAGAUUCGUGUCUCUGCAUUCAAUACCAUCGGCCAAGGCCCACCCAGCAACAAGGUGGAUGCUAGGACCGGAGAGCAGGCGCCCGCCAGCCCACCUCGGAACGUCCAGGCUCAAAUCAUCUCACCCAGUGCUGUAACCGUCAGGUGGGAGGAACCUGAAGAACCCAAUGGACAGAUAAAGGGCUAUCGAGUUUACUACACCAUGGAUCCGUUGCAGCCGAUGAGCAACUGGAAGAUCCAUAAUGUUCAGGAUAGUGUGAUCACCACCAUUCAGAGCCUGGCUCCAUCUGAGACCUAUACCAUCCGUGUCCUGGCUUUUACCUCUGUAGGAGAUGGACCCUUCUCGGAUUCAGUACAUAUUAAAGUCCUGCCUGGGGUCCCAGGCCAGCCAGGGAAGUUCAGGACUGGCAAGGUGAGAGAUACGAGCAUUGAGUUGAUGUGGGAUCCACCGUUCUCUAAAGAGCCCAUCAAAAGCUACGAGCUCAUUUACAGAGCUGCAAAACAUGGCACGCAGGAGAAGAAAUCCUUUGAGCCCAGGUCUUUUUAUGUUGUUGAGGGUCUGCGAGCAAACACAGAGUACAUCUUCUCUCUGGCGGCCAUUUCCAGUAAAGGCAUCGGAGCCUUCACCAAUGAGAUCUUCCACCGUACCGCACAAGCCAAUGUACCCAGGAACUUCUCUGUGAAUCUGGCGACCAAGACGAGUGUGUUGUUGACGUGGGAGUUUCCGGAGAGCAGCUCCCCCUACCGCUUUACUGUGGAGUACAACCGUCAGAAGAUGGAGGUCGACGCUCACUUGAGGAAAGCCGUGAUCCCCAACCUGAUGCCUGACACCAGCUACGAUUUUAAAAUCACAAGUCCUGAAGGUAACCUGGGUGGCUUGAGACACCGCAUCCAUGCCAAAACCUCACCACCUAUGGUCAUCAAUCGGCCUGAGAUCGACCACAGCCGUGAUACAGAGACUACCAUCACCAUCAUAUUGCCCUCGCUGGACAACAGGAACAAUGUUAGGAAUAUCUAUGUGGUGGUGGUUCCACUGAAGAGAGGCAGAGGAGGGAACCGGCAUCUGAAGAGCCCAGACGAAAUGGACUUGGAAGAGCUGUUGAAGGACAUUAGCCAGAAGCAGCACGACCCACGGCAGAGGCAAGUGGACCUUCGUCGUGCCUACAUUACCGCUCGCUUCACUCCCUCCAGCCUGCCUGCGUUCUUCACGCUUGGGGACCAGCUGGACUAUGGUGGCUUUGAUAACCGCGCUCUGGAAUCUGGCCAGGAGUACGUCUUCUUUAUCCUCGCUGAACUCAACUCCACCACUGGGAAGAUGUUCGUUGCCAGCCCCUACACGGACCCGGUCAUUGCACCUGAUUCAGACCCCCAGCCUCUGGAUGCUGGAGAUGGACUCAUUUGGGUGGUGGGACCAGUCCUGGCAGUGGUCUUUAUCAUCUGCAUUGUCAUUGCUAUCCUGCUAUACAAGAACAAACCAGACAGCAAGCGCAAAGACUCCGAGCCUGGCACCAAGUGUUUACUGAACAACGCUGAAAUGAUGGCUCAUCACCCCACCGACCCUGUCGAGAUGAGACGCAUCAACUUCCACACACCAGCUAUGAUGAGUCACCCUCCAGUCCCGAUCUCUGAACUGGCAGAACACACAGAGCUUUUGAAGGCCAACGACAACCUCCGGCUCUCCCAGGAGUACGAGUCCAUCGAUCCCGGGCAGCAGUUCACAUGGGAGCACUCGAACCUGGAAGUGAACAAGCCAAAGAAUCGCUACGCAAAUGUCAUUGCCUAUGAUCACACCAGAGUCGUGCUCGCACCAGUGAAUGGCAUUAUAGGCAGCGAUUACAUCAACGCAAACUACAUCGAUGGCUACAGGAAGCAGAACGCGUACAUCGCCACACAAGGCCCACUGCCUGAGACGUUUGGAGACUUCUGGAGGAUGGUGUGGGAGCAGAGAGCUGCGUCGAUAGUUAUGAUGACUAAACUGGAGGAGAAAUCAAGGAUAAAAUGUGAUCAGUACUGGCCCAGUAGAGGCACAGAAACGUACGGCUUGGUGCAGGUCACGCUACUGGACACCAUGGAGCUUGCGACGUUCUGUGUGCGGACCCUCUCACUGCACAAGAGUGGCUGUAAUGAAAGGCGAGAGGUGAGACAGUUCCAGUUCACAGCAUGGCCUGAUCAUGGUGUACCUGAGUAUCCCACUCCAUUCUUGGCUUUCCUGCGCAGAGUUAAAGCUUGCAAUCCUCCAGAUGCAGGUCCUAUCGUUGUUCACUGCAGUGCGGGCGUGGGCCGUACAGGCUGUUUCAUUGUGAUCGAUGCCAUGCUUGAACGUAUCCGCCACGAGCGCACCGUGGACAUCUAUGGUCACGUGACGCUGAUGCGCUCUCAGAGGAAUUACAUGGUGCAGACGGAGGAUCAGUACAGCUUCAUCCAUGAGGCCCUGUUGGAGGCUGUCACCUGUGGCAACACUGAGGUGGCAGCACGCAGCCUCUACUCCUACAUGCAGAAAUUGGCACAGGUGGAGAGCGGCGAGCACGUCACCGGCAGGGCACUGGAGUUUAAGCGCCUGGCAAACACUAAAGCUCACACCUCCAGGUUUGUGACGGCCAACUUGCCCUGCAACAAGUUCAAGAACAGGCUAGUAAAUAUCAUGCCAUAUGAGACCACCCGCGUGUGCCUGCAGCCAAUCAGAGGCCUCGAUGGUUCGGACUACAUCAACGCCAGCUUUAUUGAUGGAUACAGGCAGCAGAAGGCAUACAUCGCCACACAAGGUCCUUUAGCAGAGACCACCGAGGAUUUCUGGAGGAUGCUGUGGGAACACAACUCCACCAUCGUAGUCAUGCUUACCAAACUGAGGGAAAUGGGGCGGGAAAAAUGUCACCAGUACUGGCCUGCCGAGCGCUCCGCCCGCUACCAAUACUUUGUGGUGGACCCCAUGGCCGAGUACAACAUGCCUCAGUAUAUCCUGAGAGAAUUCAAAGUGACAGACGCACGAGACGGACAGUCACGGACAGUCAGGCAGUUCCAGUUCACUGACUGGCCCGAACAGGGAGUGCCAAAAUCAGGAGAGGGCUUCAUCGAUUUCAUUGGGCAAGUUCACAAAACCAAGGAGCAGUUUGGGCAGGAUGGACCAAUCACUGUCCACUGCAGUGCGGGUGUGGGUAGGACAGGUGUGUUCAUCACUCUCAGUAUCGUGCUGGAGCGGAUGCGUUACGAGGGCGCUGUGGACAUCUUCCAAACAGUCAAAAUGCUGCGUACACAACGACCAGCCAUGGUGCAGACGGAGGAUGAAUACCAGUUCUGUUACCAGGCCGCUCUCGAGUACUUGGGAAGCUUUGAUCACUAUGCAACAUAAAAGGAGGAAGAACACACUCGUCUCCCCAACACCCAUCUCAAUGUUUUACAGCGCUACAGAAAUUCUCUUGUUCCAUGAUGCCAUUGCGAAGGGGAAUGUUUUUGAAAUCCGAUGACAUUGAAUGCAGUUUUGGAGGAGAAAUGAAAAAAAUACAAAAAAAAGACAAAAAAAAGACAAAUUGACAAACAAAAAAGUUUUCUCUCAAGAGCUUCCCAGGGAAGUUCUGUAUCACAGCAAGCUUAUUACCUCAGUGUUCAGUUAUUGAUAUUAAUGUCGUGGUCGCCUUUUUAGAAAUAUUACAACGUGGAUAAAUAAACAAAACCUAUUUCGAAAUAAACAACAAAAAAUUACGAUAUGUAAAAAAAAAAACAAAAAAAAACAAUGAAUUCAAAAACGCCUGGAAAAUUGCUGCACUCUUCACUGGGAGUUGAAACCGAACUGUAUUUGCCAAUGAAACAAGAUCAGAGGUGAACUCCCGUCAGCUCCUGUAUGACGAAGGUUUUCGGUGCCGUAAAGGAGAAGCAGAACUCGUACCUUCUGUGCCUAACGGAGCAACAACGGCAGAGGGUCAUAGGUUAUGGAUUCUCUUGGUUUUGGAGGCGAACGGCUGUAUCACUGACUCUUCUUACACUACAUUAGUAAUGUAAUAUAAUCAGCUUCAGUGUCUCUUUUACUCCUGGUCAGUUGGAGCGCUAUCGUGAUUGAACUUUGCCUUUAAAGAGCUGUCAGAUACGUCUAUAGAGUUUUUUUUUGUUGUCAGUUUUGGACAGAGCGCCUGUGAAUACUGUAAUUCUGAUGUGUGUCACUCUUUCUCUUCCUUUUUCUUCCCCCUCUGUCUCUUUUCUCUUUCUUCUCUCCACAAAUAUGCUGCUUAUACCCUGUGCGUGAGAAAUAUGAGUUAGCAACGGCUUAAAUUUAGUCAUCUUCUGAAAAUGUUGGAAUUUGUUUGGUAAAAGAUCCAAGAUUUGAGACGAAGAAGCUGUUUUUCUUUGGGCCCGUAUGAAGACCGUAUGCAAACAGUACACUGUUAUUUACGUCUGACAUGCUGACAGGCUAAGAGCAUAUGGGCUAUAACAUGACCAUAUAUCCUCUAUCCCUUAGUCCCUAUACCAUGGCAGAAAAUCUAAAGCUGAAGAAUCUUCUCACAAGUCAAUUUCAAAGCAUUCUAGUGUUCCGACUAAAAAUGAAAGUGCUUUGUGAAGUUGAAUAAAACCCGCUGCCAAAAGCAAAGACUGACUGCAGAAGCCAGUUCAAUUGAAUUUUUCCAGUAGUUCUUUCGCUUAAUUAAACUGUGCUAGAAGAAAAUGUUAGGUUUUUGUUUAGUGGAGGAGUCGUGUGUAGGCAUAGCACAAAGGAGUUUAUUAUGAAUAGUUACAGAAGAUUUAGCACAAGCCCUCUGGAACGGACGAAGACGGAGGACAUUUUUUCGUAGGUCUGAUCCUCGUCAAGAGACUAAAAGUGAGCCUUAUCGUCGUCGUCAAAUAUUUAACCGAUCUGAUUUUUUUAUUUGGUUUUGCUGAUAUGAUGCUUGUAUUUUUAAUAAUAUUUAUAUUCAUUUUUUUGGAGUACUUGCUGGAAUAUAAUCGACGAGAUGUUGUGUAGUUGGCAAGCUAAUGUGACUGUACAUGGUCCCUCUGUAAAAUCUUUUUUUUUUCUUUUUUUUUUUAUAUUUCCUGUAUAAAUUUCUCUUAGAAUGUCCUAGGAACAGAACAGCACAAGGCCUGGAAUUGUUUUUUUAGUAAAAAAGAUUUAAAAAAUCCCUCAGAAGGGCCUAACAGCCUUUCCUAAUUUUGUGAAAAUUACUCCGACCCUGUUUCUCAUCAGAAGGAUCUGCGCUAAGUGCCAGUAGUAUAACUAAAAUUCUCCUGUUGAUAAUAAUGAUUACACAGAAACAAACGACGGCCACUUAAAGGUAUUGGAGAGAGAUUAUGGGACUUGAAAACGACCACAGCGACUUUAAGAGCCUGUUCUUUAAAGCACACACUGAUGGAGUACUGAUAUUAUUUAUUACCCUUUAUCCAAUCUUGCUUAUUUAUAUUAGAUUAAGGCAGAUGUUUGUUGAUAAUAUAUGGAAAUGGUUACGGUGGAAUUGCACAAUAUACAGCAUAAUGGUCAUAACAGCUCAAAUGUUCAAAUGCACUUUGCAGUUUGUAGUUUGUAAUGGGCUGAAGCGACAGAGGAGAUGAGCGUCUCUCUUCAUCCCUUCGAGGAAAGCACAUCUGAAAGACUUACAGCUGAAUAUUUAACGUUAUAAAGGAUAUAUAGCCAGCUUUUAGCAUAACUUACAAAUCUUACAGCAUAUACCAGUGCCCCCAGAAAGUAUUUAACCCCCAGUGAUUUGCUGUGUUGUAACAUCAAAUUGAAGUAAAAUAAUAGGAUUUUUUAUUUUACCUUUUUUUUUUUUUUUACUUGCUUAAUUUUAAGUGCUGUUGAUCUUUUUCUUACCUUACCCAGGUUUCAUAUUUUCCUCCUACCAACUGCAUCUUGAAGCUUAAUGGGCAGUUCUUUGGUGCUCAUGACAACAGGAUUGACCUGAUCUGAUGUUUUAUCUGUGAAGCCUCAAAACAUCAGUGAUAUUUAUUGCAUAAAUGGUUGAGUGUUUAAGAAAGAUUGGUCAAUACCUAUCAGUUAAACAGUAUUUCUGAGAACAUAGAAAUAAUUUGUUUCCUUUUGAAUUCAAAAGAAGCAGAAAUAAUGCAUGCUGAUAUAUUUAACUUUGGUGUUGCAAUACAGCGAAAAAAGGACUAAUCUCUAGGGGGUGACUAUUUUCUGAAGCCACCAUUAAAGAGGAAACAUAAAGCAGGAUAACUGGACAGAAAAAAGGACCCUAAGAUUUUAAUACACUGCAAGAUAUUCAGGCCAAGUGCUAACAAGCGUUCACAUUUUCAACCUCUCACUUCUCUCUGCUGAUUUAUUUGAAAUCAUAUAUGUAGAUAUGUUGACUUUGUAAUAAAAACAGAAAGACUGGA